UCAUUGCACCACAGCCAUCCCUGUGAUGGUCUGUUCUUAAAGCGUUUUCACAUCUUGCAAUAUAAAUUUCACAUUCAUCGAUUAUUUUAAGCAUCCUAAUACUUUAGUUUUGUUCGGGUGACAGGUAUGUUACGGAAUUAUUAAAUAUGGAUUUAUCAUUUUGAAAAUUGAAUAAACCUCCGCUUGGAGCUUCGAAAUACUCUCAAGUGUCACACGAAGCAAAAUACAACACUGGACGCUUGAAAGAGUUUGAAAAAAAUGUUUGUUUAAAUAGCUUUAUUGAUAUGGUUAUUCGUAUUACAGUUUAUCCAUCUUCCGACCGCACAAGGCGGGUGUAUGUCUUACUGCACUGCAGCCCAUCACAGGACGCACAUGCUUUAAGUCAUUAAACUCUCUUACAUCUAAGUGAAAUCGGUUUUGGUUUCCCAAAUAUUACUACAAUUAAGUCCCCAAAAACUUUGCAGCUUUAAAUUUACAAGAACUCGUCAACUGUUCCAUAUUGUGAGUGCUUUGGCUAAAAAUCUCUGCCGAACACAUCUUAACGUUUGACCAACACAGAAAUUCCGUUCAGUGUAACUAUUACUUGACGAUGAGCAUUUAGGCUGUGAAUGAGCAUGGCUGCGGGGGACUCCCAGCUGCUGAUCGGUCUCUGCGACGUGCCGAUCGGUAAAAACUGCACGUCAACUUUUUCCACUAAUAAAAUCGGAGAUCUACCGGACCCUCUCCCUGCAGUUUCACUCCGACACCCUUAUUGCGCGAUCUGCGGCUCUGCGCUUGCGCACGUUGUGCAGGUGUACUGCCCCCUGGAGGCGUCUCGGUAUCAUCGCACCAUCAACGUGUUUGCUUGUCCUGAACAGCAAUGCAGUGGAAAAACCGAGAGCUGGAAAGUGCUACGGUCCCAGUGCCUAGAAUCAGAGAUCAAGGCAAAGAGUGACAGUCAGAGGAUGGAGUUGGCCCAGGUGAAGGAGCCUCCCAUGGCAACCAGUGACUGGUGUGAGGGUGCAGAUGACUGGGGCAUCGAAGAGGAGGAAGGGACAACCGCCAGCCCUGCACACAACCAUUUGAGCACUCAGAGCAGCUUUCUGCCUAAGCUGGACGUUAGCUAUGGGCUACAGGCCCUUACUUUGACAGAGGAACAUCAGUCUGCUUCUGCUAGGCCUGAGUUUGUGUUCCCAGAAGCUUGUGUGCCCAUCUUCAAGCCAUACUAUAUCUGUGUGGUGGAAGAGGGGGAUAUCGAUGAACAAACUGACAUGGAGGAUGCCCAGAGGCUGCUGCGCGAGUAUGAAAUGAGAGAGGGUGUAGCUGUAACGCAGCUAGAAAGUUUUGAAGGUCAAGGUGAGGUAGAGAGAUAUGAAAAGACUGACGCUAAACAUGGAGACAAGGUGUUCUCCAAGUUCAUGAAAUGCAUUUCCCUCUGUCCGAAGCAAAUCUUACGAUAUUCUUGGAACGGGGCACCAUUGUUCAUCACAGAUCCCAGCUCCAGUUUAACACAAACUGUACCACCCUGCAGUUAUUGUGGCAAUCCUCGAGUCUUUGAGUUCCAGCUUAUGCCUGCGCUGGUCAGUUUACUGGAGAGCAUUAAUUCAACAUCAGAGCUGCUGCUAGAAUUCGGGACAGUCCUGGUCUACACCUGCAGAGGUAGCUGCUGGCAGUCUGGCAGAGACUCACCCGCUGAAGAGUUUGUGUUGGUCCAGAAAGACCCUGAUCACCAGCUUUUCUCAGGACCUUGCUAAAACAAUGUGAAAUAAAUUGCUUUAUAUUCUUCCAAA
This is a messenger RNA of Brienomyrus brachyistius, 1769 nucleotides long. RefSeq names its product programmed cell death 2-like (gene pdcd2l). The record is from RefSeq and is a predicted model, not a curated record. Lineage: Eukaryota; Metazoa; Chordata; Actinopteri; Osteoglossiformes; Mormyridae. Bases 609 to 1733 code for a protein of 374 amino acids. Gene Ontology annotation, cellular component: cytoplasm. The transcript is spliced from 6 exons.